AUGGAUAAUUCUUACGGCGAGAGAGAGCCAUUGCUCUCCCAAGCCGAGUCCGACUUCCGCUCGCAUGUUCCAAAUCCCGAGGAAGAUGAUAUCCAAAAUGAUUAUGCCGUGUCCUAUCGAGUUCUUCCAAUAUCUUUAUUUGCGUCCUUGGGGAUGGCUGCCACGAUAGCCACAACUAUAUAUGCGUAUGCAAACCUGUUGUGCGCUGAUCCGACAGCCUGCAAAGAUGGCGAGCAAAGCGCUUAUGCGGCAGUUGUGGCAAUCGCCAAUGGAAUCGCGCACACAGUAGCAAUCCUGAUUCUAGGUCCAUUGGAACAUCUAGUGAAGACUCAGCUGAAAGCAGGUCUGGCUGUAUGGAUCUGCACAAGGAUUGACGCUGACAGACUCAAUGAUAUAGUGGCACUCCGAAGCGUCCCAAUCGCUGUCUCAGGCCGGCUCUUCGAGGGCAUCGCAUCAGAUAAUCUCCUCCAUUUCAAUCUCAACACAAUAUACGUGUCCACUGCUUCACCAUCAGCACCAAAAACUUCUCGCCUUAUUGCGGCAUCAUUAGCCUUAUACAUGAUAGGAACGGCUGUAGGACCUAUGGCUGUUACCGUCUUUCAAAAUUAUACGGCUAGCUUCACUGCGGCACUAGCGAUAUUCGCUUUGGCAAUGAUAUACCUGAUGGCGUUCGUACCGAAGCCCGCAAAAAGGGACUUGGCUUCUGAGAUGGACAAUUCGGAGCCUGUUGAGGAGAGGGUAUCAAAUAAGUUAAGGUUGAUGGUUCUGCUGUCACCAUUGCAGCCAUUCUAUGAUAAACCGGUGGCCAUUCCAUAUGGCCUAUCCCUGCUCUUAUACACGGCUGUUCAGGGCCAUCUUUUCCCUGUGAUCAUGGUUUUCGCUUCUAUCCGCUUUCAUUUUGCCAGCUCAGAGAAUGGUCUCUUGGUUUCGAUUGCGGCAGCUUGCGCUGCACUCCAAAUAUUGGUGAAGGUAUACGUCGCCCCAGCAAUUGCGAGGCUGCUAGGACGUGGGUCGGCCACCGCAAGCAGCAAUGCCAACCGAAACACAGUUGUAGCAGCUGUUUGCAUUCAAAUGGCAGCCUUGAUAGCUAUGACCCGAGUGAUGAGCGCUGUUCAGCUGUAUCUAGCGGUUGCAGUGUCGGCAGCCGGGCUCGCCGUGCCGGCGUUUUUCAAGAGCCACUUUGUCUCUUUCAUGCCGGAUGCCUCCCAGGCCAUCUCGGCUCUAACAUUCAUGGAAAGCGUCGGAGGAUUAGCCUCUCCUUUUUUCCUAGGUUCAUGGCAGGCUGUUUUUCCCGUUCAUUUUCGAGGCAACACCGGUACUGCUCUCUAG
This is a messenger RNA of Nannizzia gypsea CBS 118893, 1329 nucleotides long. RefSeq lists its product as hypothetical. Gene Ontology annotation, cellular component: membrane. Gene Ontology annotation, biological process: transmembrane transport. The transcript has 3 exons. The record is from RefSeq and is a predicted model, not a curated record. NCBI's taxonomy places the organism in Eukaryota, Fungi, Ascomycota, Eurotiomycetes, Onygenales, Arthrodermataceae. Gene Ontology annotation, molecular function: transmembrane transporter activity. Bases 1 to 1329 code for a protein of 442 amino acids.